Bradysia coprophila is the source of this 1376-nucleotide messenger RNA. RefSeq lists its product as uncharacterized. The record is from RefSeq and is a predicted model, not a curated record. NCBI's taxonomy places the organism in Eukaryota, Metazoa, Arthropoda, Insecta, Diptera, Sciaridae.
AUCUUAGUGCAAAUUUACUCCUCGAUCAUCAAUAUAUCUUCUAAGAAAAUUAGAUCAUGUUUCGGAACUAUCAGCACUACAUCUUCCUCCUCUUCAGUAUCUGUUCCCUCUAUCCAAUCAACGGGCUUUAUAAUCAUCUCGAACUUCCACCAUACCGAUCAUACUUCAGUCAUAUAAUUCGUCAUGGCCCACCAAAAUCAUCUAUCGACCAUUUGACUUACACUUCACCAACCGAACCAACAUCCAUCGAUUUCAAUUCUAUCUAUCCGGAAACACAACAUCCAUCUAUUUCAAACUUUGCGCCCUCACAGCAUCCAACACUAAACGCUUUCGGUCGGUCAUACACAUACGGAAAAUUUGGUCCACCAGUGCUAAAUACUUUCGUACCGAAUAUUGGACAAUUGGCCUAUGUCGUUGAUGGACGCGUUCUGAAACAAUACCUUGUUGUGGAGGACCACGACGAUGACAAUUCGUUGGAUUCGUUCAUAAACAAUCCGUAUACUGGCCAUGGUUUUAAGCCGUACAUUCCAUCCAAUUUAAAUGUUGCUCAGACGAAUCGAGAGAAUCUUGGAUUUCCGCAGACCCAGACCCUAAUCAAUUCAAUACCGUUGCCGACGAACGCUAAUGCUUCUCCCAGCACAGGUGCGAUUGCCUUAGGAUCGGGUUCGUUGGGCUACAUUCGAUUGCCCAACGGAGCUAUUUAUCUGGGAUCUGGUUCUCUGGGCUACAUCAACGAUCAGCAGCGAGUAGAUGCGAUUCAGAGUGUACGAAAUCGACAGAGUCCAGCAGCUGGACCGCUUAGCUUUGGCCAUACACCUAGAUAACGAGUUUGUUUCCUUAUUAUCCUGUUCCUAUAUAUUUUUACGUUUCUGUUUAGAUUUAAACUUUAGACAUCCAUUGCAUUUCUAUCAGUAGUUUUAUUCUGACUAGUCUUUAAGUUUACACAAUAUUUUGUGCGCUGUAAAAAUAAAAACAAAUUGCUUUGCUUGUGCGUCGAAGUCUAAUUGGAUUUUUGGAUGAGAAUCAGGAAGUGAGACGUUAGUUUUACUAUUAGAAGCAGAGAGUUCAAUAAACUCCUUACUGCGAGUGAAUCAGCUAAGUUUUGAACAUUUUUGUACAUUAUCAAUCGAGAGAGAGAAAAGCCAAAUUUAUGUGAUGUUUACUUUAUAAUUUCGUUUUUUUGAAUUAUUAUGGAAUUAAAUUAAUUACGACAAGUACAUAAGACAGACAAACACAGAAUGUUACACAUUUGUAAAGAUCUCUGUGAAAAUAUUAAAAUUCAAUAUGAACUGGUUAUGAGCCGAGAGGGAGUGUGUUAAGUGUUGUAAUUAUGAAAACUUGUCUUUAGCCACAAUAAAAGCACUAAAAAUCACUAA